GGUCCCGCCACAAGAAUCGAAGUGCUGAGAGAGCGUCGACAGAUGUACACAGCUUUCCGUUUAAAGCAUUAGAAAGUCAGUAGAGGACGAGCGCUCAAGCUGGACGGUCGAUCGUUGCUGCUGAUCCGCUUACUUGCCAAUCAAGUACAGUUGCCGCCGGAAGUGAUCAACAACAUGCAACAUGUAGUCGCCAAAGAAGAAGAAGAAGCGGCAGCAGCAGUCGCUACAACAGCAGAAACAUCUACCUAUGGUCAGUGAUCAUUGAGACCGUGUUCAGAUCAUGCCGAAUGUACGCACUUCAUUAAGAGCUGAGCUUAAAAACUAUUUAACCCUGGGACUGACUGGCUGGCUGGCUGGCUGACGCAUCGAGAGAGUGAGAGCGCUGGCUGGCCGCAAGGUUGAAUCAAGUAGCAUGAUGCAUGCAUCUGAGAUAUGUGAGGCAUGGAGCAUAGAUCACGUUCGAUGCGGCGUCUUAUAAGCCAAACGCACGCAGCAAAUGCAGCGUAGAUUUUGCAUGUAUUUAAGUCCCCUUAAACGGGGGCGCUGGCUUCAGUUGGAUCACGCCGCAGCGCAUUGCAGCAGCGAUAGUUUAUAGCAAACAAAAAAAGCAAUGGGCAUGCCAACGAAAUGCGUUGGAGUAAAGCUCUUGAUGAUGAUGAUAAUGCUGCUGCUGGCGGUGACAACAGCACAACAGCACAGCAAUAAGACCACCAACUUCAAUGAGCCAUACACCAGCAGCACUAUGCCUAGCAGCAGCAGCAGCAGUAGCAGCAGCGAUGCGGAUUUGUUGGUCUCCGGUGAUCUGAACAAAGCAGCGCGUGUUGAGGAAAUGCGCGGCAGCUUAGCUGCUCGCUUUGAGACGGAUACGGAAAGAGAGCCAUCAACGGUAGCCAUGACUACACCGACUACGCCGCCUGCUGGCAACUACGAUGUUAUUGAUGUGCUGGCUGCCAGCAGCGCAGGCGUAGGCAGCUCGAAAAGCGGCCAGACUACGCGCAUUUAUACCACAGGCGAAGUGAAUGAUGACUUUUGGCUAAAGCAUCUGGGUGAUGACUUCAAGCAUGCCAUACACCUGCAAGUGGGCGGCACCAAUGAAGACUACAAUCGCAUCGUCAAUCAGACCAGCAAUGGUGUAGCCGAGGAAGUGCAUCAUGAGUACUUGCCGGGUGCAGAGCGUCCGUCAGGUGUAGACCAGCAACAGCAGCAGCAGCAGUACCAACACCACCAGUCUGCCUUCGAGCAACCCAAUAUGGUCAAUCAGGCUAGCCUCGAUGGCGAGGCUAUGGCGCUCAAGCAAAACUAUUUGCGCCAACAGCAACGCUACAGCAACAACUAUGCGCCACGCUACAAUCCACACAACAGCUACACACACACACACUCACACACACACCAUACACAUACCACACACACACAUCCACGCGGAUCCAAAUCGCGACAAGGGCUGCCCAAACGCUACAAGCAGCAGUCCAGUCCAAUCAAUAUCAACUCCAGCGAGGAUACGCUGCACACCGCUCAAUCACAGGCCACACCCACAGCUGCCAAGCUGCCCAGCAUGAGCCUGCCUGAGCACAAUAGUGAUAGUCAGCUGCCCUUUAAGUCGGCUUUCAAUGACUAUGGCAGCCGGCCAACGCGCGAUCUUACCUAUCUGCUCUACAAGCGUGGACUCUAACUUACACAUACACCAAAACACACACACACACAGACACUCACACAGUUACACACACACAACA
This is a messenger RNA of Drosophila busckii, 1730 nucleotides long. It is a transcript of the gene Cp7Fc, whose product is annotated as lateral signaling target protein 2 homolog. The transcript has 3 exons. Bases 611 to 1669 code for a protein of 352 amino acids. The record is from RefSeq and is a predicted model, not a curated record. NCBI's taxonomy places the organism in Eukaryota, Metazoa, Arthropoda, Insecta, Diptera, Drosophilidae.